Messenger RNA from Caenorhabditis bovis, 408 nucleotides. Lineage: Eukaryota; Metazoa; Nematoda; Chromadorea; Rhabditida; Rhabditidae. The record is from the annotation of a GenBank genome assembly.
AUGGAUAGAACUGUUGAUAGAAGACUCUGUGGGCAUUGCCAUCAAUCGAUUGGAGAUGAGGCUUUGGUGGCGAUGAAUCGUUUAUGGCACCCGGAUCAUUUCACGUGCUCAUCGUGCAAGAGACCUAUAAAACAAGCAUUCCAGGCAGCCGAUAAUCAUGCAUAUUGUGUUCAAUGUUUUGCUCAAAAGUAUAAUCCAAAAUGCGCAGGUUGCAUGGAGACAUUAGUCGACACGUGUCUUCUCGCACUGGAUCGUCAUUGGCAUCCGCGCUGCUUCACGUGCUCGUCGUGCAAUCGUCCGUUGCCCAACGGAGAAUUUUAUUUGGUUGAUGAUAAGCCAUAUGACUUAGAUUGUCAUUGGGCGAAGCGUCUUGAGAAAAGGGAGCACAUGGAGCGCGGAGAUCGAUAA